Messenger RNA from Ceratosolen solmsi marchali, 939 nucleotides. RefSeq lists its product as uncharacterized. The record is from RefSeq and is a predicted model, not a curated record. NCBI's taxonomy places the organism in Eukaryota, Metazoa, Arthropoda, Insecta, Hymenoptera, Agaonidae. The transcript has 3 exons. Bases 110 to 814 code for a protein of 234 amino acids.
GUCCCCUUUAAACACUCGGCAACCGUUAAGACAGGGCCGUGAUAAUAGACGGCAAAGGAGCCGAGUGUCACGUUUCGGUGGAUCGACGACAGCGGAGCUGAUCGGCAAGAUGAUCGCGUUGCUCUGGUCCUUCCUCCUGCUCUUGUCGAUGCUCCUCGCCUCGAGCCAGGCCUUUCUCACCGCGCCCGUACCAGGAUACGCCCAUGGACUUACGACUUACACAUCAGCCAUGAAGCAUAGCAUGGAAAAGAGUCGGCAAACAGCAGCUUCCGAGCUCGAAGAUGCGAGGUUAGACGAAGCCGAGCGCGAGGAGUCUGCGAUAGAGCAUCAUCAUCGUCAGCAGCAGCAGCCGUCGGCGUCGGAUCGCAGAGGCGAGGAGCAGACCGUUUACGUAAUUGAAUUCGAGACGGAGGAGGACGGGAAGGGGGAAAGUCGCCGAAAUCGCGGCGGUAAAGACAUGAACGACGAAAGCAGCGAUGGUCAGAGUCCUCUGGACCCGUGGUCGAUCGUCUGGUAUAUCGGCUCGUUCGGCGGCCUUGUCGCCUUCUUCCUCAUCGUCAGCUGCUCGGAGUGGUGCUGCCGUCGAGGCGCCCGGCCCCUCUCCGUCCCUUAUACUCAGCGGGGCGAGGUCAUGAGCCCCGGCGUCCAGCCAGCUGGGGAGUCGCCGCCGCCGCCGUAUCACCUCUUCGCCCCGCCCCCUUAUGACUCGGUGAACUACGCCGAGAUCGCCUCGGAUAAGGGGCCCGCACCGGAGAAACUCGAUAUCUACGUGAUCUCGCUGCCGAUUCACCAGGGACAGCAGCCGCCCGCGUAGAGGCACGUUCUACUGGUCGCCAAGUCGCGGCCCCUGGGCACGAGACUCCUGCUUAUGCUGCUCUCGCCGUCCUCGCCUUCGUCCGCGCCCGAGGCCGAAAGCCAGCCGAGCUCACGUCCGGUACG